Molecule: messenger RNA, 687 nt
Organism: Fonsecaea nubica
Lineage: Eukaryota; Fungi; Ascomycota; Eurotiomycetes; Chaetothyriales; Herpotrichiellaceae
Exons: 3
Coding region: 1-687 (228 amino acids)
Source: RefSeq, a predicted model, not a curated record
AUGGCCGCAUCCUUUGAUCUGUCCAAGCCCAACCGCACCAUCCACGCCGGGGUGAUUCUUCUGAACGCGGAAACGGAGAUUCUCGAUGUGGCCCCCAUUGACCUGUUGAAUUCGGUGUCCAAGAACUUUGUUCAGACCCUGGAAGAGUUUGCUCUGCCCGGCAUGGCUGCCCAAGCUCUCGACAUUGAUUUCCAUUGGGUCAAUCAGACGGGGAAAACUGCCAAACUGACAGGCGGUGUCUCGGUCCAACCAACUGAUGACUUCUCGACAUGCCCACCACUUGACAUAGUCCUGAUGGGGGCUCAUUUGAACGGGUAUAAUCCCAAUGAGGUGGAGCUCGACUUCGUGCGCAAAAGUUACGAGAACUGCUCGGCCUUCAUCACCAUCUGCGGCGGAUUGCAGGCUGCAUUCCAGGCGGGACUGUUCAAAAACAAGACUGUGGCCGCACCUCGAUUCAUGUUGGAACAGCUUCGCGCGACGGGCCCUGAAACUACUUGGGUGGAGGAGCGCUGGCACAGGGACGGCAAGCUCUGGACAAGCGGUGCCUUGCUCAAUGGACUGGACCUCAUGCGUGCGUUUGGGACAGAGUAUUGGGGCGGUGAGGGCAGCUUGAUCCAGUUUGCGUUCGACAGCGGCCACUGGCCGUUGAGAGACGUUCAAUAUGGAGAUGCUCCAACGAAAUUUUGA